GACACAUGUUUUUCAGGUCUCCCAGGUCCCCCCGGUCCUCCGGGGCCGAGAGGAGAGAAGGGAGAUCGGGGACAAAAAGGAAAGAAGGGAAGACGAGGAACCAAAGGAGAUAGAGGUAUUAUGGGAUCACCAGGAAAAAACGGGAAGCAAGGAAUCAUGGGACCUGCGGGACCCAAAGGUGAUCUAGGACUCAAAGGGCAAAAGGGAGACGCAGGGCCCGCUGGCAUGCCGGGAACGAAAGGAGAGCCUGGUGAAUCAAUUUCAGCUCCUGUUGUUGCUGUUUCCCCAACAAACCUGACUGUAAACGAAAGUGGAACAGCUUCAUUUCAGUGUUCAGUGAGCGGUAACCCUGAGCCUGCAGUAGUGUGGAGUAAAAGGGGUAACCUUUCUGAAGUAAGUGAGUCAGCGGUUUCAAAAGGCAGAUUGCUGUUUAAGAAUGUAAAAGCAAAUGACUCGGGUGAAUACCAAUGCUCAGCUACAAACAUCUUAGGACAUGUGCAAACACUGGUGCAGCUCGUUGUAAAUGGUGAGUUAAUAUAAAUUAUCAUCUGGUAAAGUUUCACUCCAGAAGAUGACGAAUACACUUAUCAUGUCAUUCACUUGGACUUGACAGUUUGUUUCUCUCUUUCUUUCUAGUCUAGUUUCCCUUGUAACAGUGGUAUGUUUAUCCCAGUGAUAGGUGUAACCCGGAUAGGGAUACAAUAAACACUUAUAGUAUCCGGCCGUAACCGCGACGCUAGAAUGUUUUCAGUUAGAUUCUUAAACACCGUAUCCGACAGACUCGGCUCAGUUCUCACUUACCUCCAGGGCUGUGUAUUUGACACAAACCGCAGUACGCGGUAACGCGGGGGAUACACAUAUAACUGAACCCGAUCUUGCUGAAGGAUAUUUCUUCAGUCACGAUCAUCUAACAGAACUGCUAACACAACCACGAAAUCCAGAGAUCAAACCAAAUGAGAAGGUGGAAUAUUGUGGCGCUCUCGGGGGAUACACAUGUCCCUGAAUCAGAGCAGAGAUAUGUGUAUCCCCUUCUCUUGCCGAAUGAAAUUACGUUCAUAACUUAUUUAACACGACCAGUGACAUAUAUAAUCAUGUUGGAUGAGAGGAGCGACAACGAGUGUUUACAUCAACAUUGCGGCACCCGAAGAAGUGAACUCGCCAGAAGUAACUUUGCAAAUUUUGUCUCGAAUGGUUGCUCUUUUGUCGAUUAUGUUGCUCAUAAUCUUGAAUCAUUUGUAGUCCCCCUUGAUGCCGAUUCGCAAAAUUCACAACAACAAAAAAAAAACAACAACGGAAAUAAAACCGUGAAAAUAGUGGCCACUCGAAAAGAAGAAAUCCGAACUCUCUCAACAUGGAUACAUACUAACUUAUGACCUUCUUCUCUCCGUGUUACUAAUCCAGAUGUUCUAACACUGAGCUGCCGAAAACUCAGAAAAUGGAGGGAAACUACGCGUUGGUCAUACCUCAAAAUUCGACAUCCAGAAUUUGAUUUAUACAUUAAUGAUCACAUUUCCCAACAACUAAAGUUCAUUUUUUUUUUAAUUUAAACGUUCUAUUAAAAAACUGUUAAUUUCUUUGCAUUCUUUCAGUUCAUCCUCGAGUUUCUCUCCACUCGGGGCCUCAUUACGCUAUUGAAGGCACUAACUUCACUCUUCCCCCCUGUCACGUGACUGGUUACCCUGCACCAGUGGUCAUUUGGAGAAAAGCAUCAGGUCGGUUGCCCCAUGAGAGGGUGAAGUAUAACAACAGUAGCUUACAACUUUUAAAUGCUCGAAAAAUAGAUUCUGAUUGGUAUAUCUGUUCAGCAACAAACCUGCUUGGAAUUUUUGAAAGGAGAACACUCGUAGUGAUUGUUUCUCAUCCUCGAUUUACUGUUAAGCCACCUUUGAGCAUUGUUGCGGUGCUUGGAGACACUUUGACACUUAAUUGUAGCGCAACUGGUGACCCUCAACCAGUUAUUAGCUGGAGGAAACAAGGAGGUCAUCUGCCAGUUGGAAGGAACCAGCAGAUUAAUAGUGCGUUAGUGAUUAGAGACAUUACAAAGAACGAUACAGAGUAUUACAUAUGUGCCGCAACCAGUGCAGGGGUGUUUGACGUGGAAACUCUGACUUAUGUUCAAGCUUAUGUUCCGCCAAAAGGUCAGUUAUAA
Molecule: messenger RNA, 2149 nt
Organism: Porites evermanni
Lineage: Eukaryota; Metazoa; Cnidaria; Anthozoa; Scleractinia; Poritidae
Source: the annotation of a GenBank genome assembly